AUGACAGUGAGGGAACAGGACAGACCAUACCUUACAAUAAACACUCACCGUGGACAGACUCGUGUUUUGAAUAGCCUUCGCCCUAGCAAUAUUGCAGAGAACCAUGGAUACAGUUUUACAAGGACUAGAGGGAGUACACUGCAAUAUGGAGGAUAUCAUCAUAAUCGGGGAAUGGCUGAGGAACAUCUGGAAAACUUGGAACAAGUUUUGAAGCGACUCGAUCGCUAUGGAUUAAAAGCAAAUGUUGCUAUGAGUGAGUUCAUGAAGGACAAAAUCGAAUUCUGUGGCCAUGUUAUAGACGCAAAACCCGUAACCCUAGCAACAGAUGCCUCACCAUAUGGUCUUGGAGCCGUGCUGUUUCAUACGAUGCCUGAUGGUUCUAAAAAGUCAAUUAUGUUUGCAUCUAGAUCUCUUAGUCAAGCGGAGAAAAACUAUGAGCAAAUCGAUAAAGAGGCACUAGGAUUGGUGUGGGGAGUGAAGAAAUUUCACACAUACUUGUAUGGGAAAAGGUUCACCUUAGUGACUGAUCACCAGCCUCUAGUAUCUAUCUUCAAUCCUGAGAAAGGAUGCCCUGUGACUACUGCAGCAAGACUGCAGAGGUAUACGCUCUUUUUAUUUGGGUUCCAAUAUGACAUUCGAUAUAAAAACACAAGGAAACACAACAAUGCUGAUGCACUAACAAGACUUCUGGUUCCAAUUGGAAACGAAGAAUUGAAUGAAGAAUCAUAUGAUGUAACUGAAUUGUACAUGAUUCAGCAACUCGACAGCCUACCUGUUAGUAGUGAAGAAAUUCAGAGAGAAACUGUGAAGGACACUACUCUGAAAGUGGUUUAUGACAUGACUGCAUCAGGAUGGCCAGCAUCUGCAAAUAACCUGAAUAAAGCCCUGAAGGCAUGCUUUACCCGCAGGAAUGAAAUAUCCAUUUAUCAGGGAUGGCUACUUUGGGGAAUUCGUGUUAUCGUUCUUCAGAACAUUCGUUCCCGUGUCUUAGAGGAACUUCACGAGGGACACCCUGUGAUUGUUAAGAUGCAAACCGCUGCACGCAGUCUAGUAUGA
Messenger RNA from Ostrea edulis (European flat oyster), 1056 nucleotides. RefSeq lists its product as uncharacterized. The record is from RefSeq and is a predicted model, not a curated record. The coding region runs from base 1 to 1056 and encodes 351 amino acids. The transcript is spliced from 2 exons. Lineage: Eukaryota; Metazoa; Mollusca; Bivalvia; Ostreida; Ostreidae.